Molecule: messenger RNA, 7723 nt
Organism: Magallana angulata
Lineage: Eukaryota; Metazoa; Mollusca; Bivalvia; Ostreida; Ostreidae
Product: ATP-dependent translocase ABCB1-like
Exons: 29
Coding region: 346-4467 (1373 amino acids)
Biological process (GO): transmembrane transport
Cellular component (GO): membrane
Molecular function (GO): ABC-type transporter activity; ATP binding; ATP hydrolysis activity
Source: RefSeq, a predicted model, not a curated record
GUACUUAAUCAGCAAAAAUUAAGUAUAUAUGAUAUAUAAUUAUUGACAAGAGUUUCAGGAACAUUUAUCAUCAGGGUUUCCUGUUUUAUGAUUUAGAUCUUCUAGAAUUUCACCCCCUUGAAAUAUCCAUUGAAGGGCUGUAAAGGGUUUAACAUAUAUACAUAUAAGGAAAUUAAAUAACCCGAUUUCAGGUCAAUAUUGAGUACGGUGACCUCUCUAUUGAUUUUUCUCUGCGGUGGGCGUUACGUGUUAUAAGUUGUUUUAUGUUCCAGGAGAUUAGCAGAGCUAAGCAUCAGGUCAGCAGGUGAGAUACUUUGAGACGUUGAGGCGAGUUUUGUCUCCGAGAUGUCUACCCAGCCUCAACUACUGGGCUACACCCAAACCUCAAAGGAUGGGUCAGCAAUGAGCGGCAUGGAAAUGAACAGAAAGGGGUUGGGAAAAGAUUCGGAAGGGGAGGAAAUGAUGGCCAGUAAUGGCUGCCCGGCAACAGCAUCCACGGUGGAUGUGGAUAACGUGGAUAUCAGCGCGGAUAAAGACGGAGUAAAUGAAGGAGAGAAAGACAAAAAGAAAGAAGAGCCGCAGAAGAUGGUCGGAAAUUUAGAAAUUUUCAAAUACUCAGAUUGCAUCGACAUUAUUAUGAUGAUACUUGGGUCCAUAUGUGCAAUGUGCCAUGGCGCCUCCUUGCCUUGUAUGAUUAUCGUGUUCGGCAGCAUGAUCGACACAUUUGUCGAGUCCAAGAAAUUCGAAUAUUUUCUCCUGAGCUUAAAUUCUACAUAUUUAUCAUCUGCUGGACUCACUGUUAAUGGAAUAAUUAAAGAGCCUGAACUACUGAAACCUCAUUUAAACAACCUGACCACCUAUUACAAUGUCACAGACUUCACACUGUACAACGACCAGCUCAGUAACGAUCUGUUGGACGUAAUGACAGAGUUUGCUGUCUAUUACAUAGCCAUCGGCUGUGCUGUCCUCGUAUUGGGGUAUGGACAGGUGGUGGGGUGGGUGACUGCUGCAGAGCGACAAUGCCACAAAAUCAGGAUCAAGUUCUUCUCCAAUGUAAUGAGGCAAGAGAUUGGCUGGUUCGAUACGCAUGACUCGGGCGAGCUUAGUACCAGACUAUCAGAUGACAUCAAUAAAAUCCACCUUGGGAUAGGGGAUAAGAUGGGGACCUUCAUCCAGUGGAUGUCCGGAUUCUUUGCUGGAUUUGCCAUCGGAUUUGCUUAUGGAUGGAAACUGACCCUUGUCAUCCUUGCUAUCAGUCCCGUAUUGGCCGGAGUGGCCGUUCUGAUGAGUAAGCUGAUGUCCAUGACCUCCAGUAAGGAGUUGAGUGCGUAUGCCAAGGCGGGGUCGGUGGCAGAGGAAGUGCUUGGGGCCAUCAGAACGGUGGCAGCUUUUGGUGGACAGACAAAAGAAUGCAACAGGUAUAAUGGUCAUCUAGAUGAGGCCAAGAAGAGUGGUAUAAAGAAAGGGAUCACUGUUGGAUGGUCAACCGGACUAGUGUUUCUAGUCGUAUUCUGCGCCUACGGACUUGGGUUCUGGUAUGGGGCAAAACUUAUCCGUGAAGAUGACGAUUAUCGAGUAUCCAAUGUCUUACCGUAUAUACUCGUAUUUUUCAGUGUUUUAAUUGGAGCAUUUUCUUUGGGUCAUGCUGCACCCAGCAUGCAAAGUUUAGCCACUGCUAGAGGGGCAGCAUACACUAUCUUUGAUCUUAUGGAGCAGGAGCCUCACAUAGACUCGUCCUCGGAUGCGGGCGAGAAACCAUCUAAAGUGGAAGGAAAUAUUACGUUGAGGAAUGUCAAAUUCCGCUACCCCGCCAGAGAGAAUGUCCAGGUUCUGAAGGGUGUGUCAUUAGACAUCAACAGAGGGGAGACGGUGGCCCUGGUGGGCUCCAGUGGCUGUGGUAAGAGUACCAUCAUACAGCUACUACAACGCUUCUACGACCCAGAGGAAGGAGAGGUCGCACUGGACGGUAGGAACAUCAAGAACUUGAACACAAAAUGGCUGAGACAGCAGAUAGGGGUGGUCAGUCAGGAACCAAUUCUAUUUGCCACCACCAUCGCAGAGAACAUCCGCUAUGGCAAGGAGGGCAUCUCUCAGCAGGAGAUCGAAGCCGCUGCCAAAAUGGCCAACGCCCACGACUUUAUCAUGAAUUUUCCUAAUAAAUACGAGACACUGGUGGGAGAGAGGGGGGCCCAGAUGAGUGGAGGACAGAAACAGAGGAUCGCAAUCGCCCGGGCCCUGGUCAAGGACCCCAGAAUCCUGCUGCUGGACGAGGCCACCUCAGCUCUGGACACGGAUAGUGAGUCGGUCGUACAGGAGGCGUUAGACAAGGCCAGGGCUGGUAGAACCACAAUAGUGGUAGCCCAUAGACUGUCCACCAUCAAAACCGCCGACAAAAUCGCCGGCUUCCAGGAAGGUGUUAUUGUAGAAAAUGGAACACAUGAACAGCUGAUGGAAAAAGGGGGUGUGUACCACACACUGGUGACCAAUCAGACACAAGAUGUUGAUGAAGAAGAAGGAUUACAAGAUGAUGAAGAGGAGGAGCUGAUAGCCGAGUUCAUCCAAGACAAGAAGACCGUCGACCGUCAGCUGUCUCGUCAGACAUCUCAUCAAGCCAAGAGUCCGCUCAAGACCCAGCUGUCUGUCGAUAAAGUCCCCACCACAACAGAUGCCAAAGAAGGGAAAAAGGAAGAUUCAGAGGAACCCCCCCCAGUCAGCAUCGCCAAGGUUUUGAAGAUGAAUGCCAAGGAAUGGCCGUACAUUAUGUUUGGUUGUCUGGCGGCCAUAGGUAACGGAGGAGUCCAGCCAGCCUUCGCCGUCAUCUUCUCAGAAAUCCUAGGGGUGUUCUCUGAGACGGAUCCUGAUGUACAGAAUGAGAAGAUCAACAUGUACGUCUUACUGAUGUGUGGCAUUGGAGUGAUCAGCUUCUUCACCUUCCUCGUUCAGGGCUACUGUUUUGGAUAUUCUGGCGAGAGCUUGACCAGCAGACUGCGUAGAUUGGUGUUUAAGGCCAUGCUCAGACAGGACAUCUCUUUCUUCGACAACCACAAAAACUCCACCGGCGCUCUCACCACGCGGCUGGCCACCGACGCAUCGCAAGUUCAUGGGAUCUCUGGAGCUCGUUUAGGAAGCAUUGUACAGAGUAUAGCUAACCUAGGGACGGCCUUUGUGAUCGCAUUCAUCUAUGGCUGGAAGCUGACUCUGGUGAUAAUCGCAUUUCUCCCAUUCAUUAUGAUCGCUGGUGCCUUACAAAUGAAGCUUUUACAGGGAGUCGCAGGCCAAAACAAAGAAGCUUUGGAAGAAGCUGGCAAGACGGCCACGGAAUCCAUCGAAAACAUCCGCACAGUGGCGAGUCUGACCAAGGAGGAGAAGAUGGUGGACAACUACCGCAGCCUGCUGAUUGGACCAUACUACACCUCGCUGAAGAAGGCCCACCUCACCGCCCUCGCUUUUUCCUUCUCUACAGGCAUCCUCUUCUUCGCCUAUGCUGCCGCUUUCUGGUUUGGAGCUUACCUGAUUAAGGAAGGAGAGAUGGAUUACACUGAUGUAUUCAAGGUAUUUGGUGCCAUUGUGUUUGGAGCCAUGGCUUUAGGACAGUCCAGUGCCUUCGCUCCAGACGCGUCUAAAGCCAAGGUGUCCGCAGCUCACAUAUUCUAUCUCCUGGAACAGGAACCUACCAUUGAUCCGUACUCGGAGGAGGGCAAGAAAGACUUACCCGUGAAUAGCAAGAUCCGCUUUGAGGGUCUUCGUUUCCGCUACCCGACCCGACCGGAUGUUGAGGUGUUGCAGGGCCUGACCCUAGAGGUGGAACCUGGAGAGACCGUAGCGCUGGUUGGAGCCUCGGGAUGUGGAAAGAGCACCACCGUACAACUGGUGGAGCGGUUCUAUGACCCAGAGGAUGGUAUCGUGUAUUUGGACAGUAACAACAUUAAGGAUCUGAACGUCCAGUGGCUGAGGAGACAGAUCGGAAUAGUAUCUCAGGAACCUGUAUUGUUUGACUGUAGUAUUGCCGAGAACAUAGCGUACGGGGAUAACUCCCGAGAGGUUCCGAUGGCAGAGAUUAUUGAGGCUGCCAGAAAAUCCAACAUCCAUAAUUUCAUUCAAUCAUUGCCUAAGGGCUAUGAUACUCUUUGUGGAGACAAGGGGACACAACUCUCCGGAGGACAAAAACAGCGAGUGGCGAUUGCCCGAGGACUGGUCAGAAAUCCCAAGAUUCUUCUGCUGGAUGAGGCCACAUCUGCCCUCGAUACCGAAAGUGAAAAGAUUGUACAGGAAGCUCUUGACAAGGCACGGGAAGGGAGAACGUGUAUCGUCAUCGCACAUCGACUGUCCACCAUCCAGAACGCCGACAAAAUCUGUGUCAUCAAACACGGUCAAGUGGCGGAGCAGGGUCGUCACAGCGAGCUGAUGGCCAGUCAGGGCAUCUAUUACAGAUUGGUCACGAAAGCGCAGUCACGAAAGGAAAAAUAGUUGAAUCUUAGCUAUUGGAUUUUUAAAAAAAAGAAUUGUCUGUGAAUGUGUUUCAAAAGAGGAACAAUUUUAUGUGUUGGACUAUACCGGUAUAUGAAGAAGUGCUUGACGAACAUUUUUUAAAAAUGUGAAUGAUUUCUUUUUUCUCAUUUAUUUUAAAACCUGAUUCAGGCUUGUUGGUGUUUGUUUGGGCUGUUGAAAUGGAGAAAAGAUUGGCUGAACUAAUAAAUGGUCGUCCCCUGGUUAUUGUAGAUUGUUUGGUAAAAUAACAGGAUAAAAAGUUCCCAAAAAAUCUCAACUUUUUGCAUGAUGGUGCUUUUUCUUAGUAUUCAUUAGGAUUGUACAAUAAUGUGCAUUAUUGUGAUUGUAAUAUGCACUUAGUUGUACUGUAUAUUUCUAAUUAUUCAGCAAGUUAUUUUGGCUUUAAUUCCUAUUGUUUAUCAGAAUUAAUGGUAGCACAUUAUGUACAUGUUUUUUGUUUUUUAAUCUUUUGGCUGUUAUAUUAGGGGCCAAAGAAUAAGUCUCUAUUUUUCACAUUUGUGUAUAAGUAUAUGUAGAGUUAUUUAGCUGGAUCUGGAUGCUCAGGUUGGAUUCAGACUGUGCUGUGUGGUGUAAACCAAUUUUUAUUCAUAACAUUUUUAUCUCGUAAUUUAUCACAAAUAAGCUGGUUCGCUGCGACUAAUUUUUGCGUUCAAGCCUUAUUUAAAUGUACAUAUUGUUAUUUACACCCAUACUGCAAGAACUGGUUUGCGAAAAGAACUAUUUGCGACAAGAAAGUUCUCGCAAACUUUGCAUAAAUUUCUGCCAAGUGAAUAAAAGUUGCCUUGUUGUAACAUAUGGAACUGUGCAAAUCUUUUGUAUUAUGUUAAAAUUUUAACUAUGACCCUUAUUAAAAAUGUACCUUUUAAAUUCAUUGGUCCAUGCAGUUUUUCUGAAAUAAGUCUUUUAUUAAUAAUAAAAAGUUUUUGAAUUUGUGGCUGUCGAAAUCCUGGAAUCAUUUCUUAAAAAGCACCUUGUUAAGACCAAGUCCUCAAACAUUGCUUGGAAGUACCCAAUGAAUUUUAGCUGGGGAGCUCUACAAACCCUAUUUUAAUUCUACCCACCUGCAUGAUAUUCUAAAUUGAUUAUCUGGGGAUAUAUGUACAUGUACCUGUAUUUCUGUCGCCUUUAUUGUAGAUUAAGAUAUAAGUAUUCACUGCUGUUGUGUGUUGCCUGUAUGUGAUAGGAAUGAAUAUUUGCAUAGGUACAUGUUAUUUGUUGAAUUGUUCUAACAAAUGUUAAUGAAUGUUUGAAGGGGUGAACCUUUAGGCUUGUAGAUGUGACAAACUUGAAGCAUCAGAACCAGUAACAUUAUUGAAAUAGAUGACUUUAUUUCAUCUUUUAUUAGUCCUUCAUUGAUGUUUUUAAAUUCUUAAGUGUUAAAUUGGGGGGUUUUUUUUGUUUGGUGAUUUUUUGUGUAGAUAACUCCAGUUGGACACACUCGUAAAAAUACUUUUAAAAAACUACUUACAGCUCUUACAUAUCAUUAUUUUGUGAUCAUUUAUUUAAUCCGGAGACUGAGAGUAUGUUAUCAAAAGAUGUAUUUAUAAACCAUGGUGAACUAUAUAUGUUUGUAGACUUAUAUGUAUGUUUCAUAUAGAAACCGAUUCCCAACUGUAGAGAUUCAAGGUCAUUUGUUACUGGACAAUCAGCCUUUUGUCAAAAUUUUUUAGCAAGUCUGAAAAGUAAAAAAAAAGAUGUAUUUGUUAGUUGCUUUUUGUUCAUUACAUGUAAGACUCAGAGCAAUUUGUUAUUUUAAUAUUCUACCUUCCAGAAAAGCUAGUUUGUUUAAGAGGGCUGGAUGGCAGUGGCCAUUUUUAGGCUAUAUUUACCUCCUUAAUGCGCAGAGCCUUGUAUAGAGAUAAAGAAAACUGUUCAAAUUUUCAAGGUAAAUUCUUUGGAUUUUUCCUUGACAAAACAAUUCCUUGCAUUCUACCGAAAAUAUUUGGGCAGGGAGCAGCGGCUUCCUGAUACUUUAAUUUUUUAUAUGUAUAUAUCAGACAAAUUAUACUUGCUGCAAAAAAAAGUGUGGGGGAUGCUAUAUGCCUGAUGGUUAGGUCUUGCGUAAAAAAAGUUGGGGGAAGGGGCUAGCACCCCCAGUCCCCCCAGUCCCCCCGGUUCCGACGCCUAUGUAUGAUAUUCAAAAGUGUAAGGCAGUUCUGCAUGAUUUGGUUAAUCUAUAAACCAUCCAGCCACCUUAAGUAGAAUUGUUUGCAUGAAGUUUCACUGUUUGUAAUGGUUGUAGUUUCAUGUACGAAAAAAGAAUCUCAAGCUUCAUCCUAAUAAAGAACAACAAGGUUUAAUUUUCUUUUUUGAUCCUUGAGUGAAAAAAUCUACCAAAAAUAAUUUGAAUUUUAUUUUUUUUCAAAUUUGAUUUUGAUUUGUGUAUAUUACUCAAAUAAUUAUAAUUAAGGGUUUCAAUGUUGUUGAUAAAACAUCAAUGUUUUUGAAUUGAAAAAUAUAUGAUCUAUUGGGCACAUUGUCUCUUUCAGAUCUCUAGUUUCUUGACCUGAAAAAUAAAUGUUUGAGAGAUAGUUGUUGUAGUAAGACAAUGGUCCCAAAACUAUACUUGUACACAAUCAUUUAACCACAUGUUAAACGUGUGUAAUACGGGUGUAUACAGUUGUACUAGCAAUCUGUCUUUCAAAGAUUUACCUCUCUUUAUUUUGAUUUAAAAAUGCAUGUUUGGUUUUUUUACUUUCAACACUGACUGUAAAUCAUUGACAAAUGUCAUCCAAUUUUUAUCAUUUGGUUAACAAAAACAAAUGUGUAUUUUGAUAGCAAAUUAUGUUCCAUUUAUUAGAGCUGUUUCUAUUCCCAACCAGUUUAUCAUUUAAGAACCAUUUUAACAAGAGCUUGGACUUUAGGUAGUUGUGUCAAUCGGCAAUGUGAUGUAGGCCUGUCUAUUUCAUUAUAGGCCACUCAGCCAUGGCUCUUUGAAAUUAACAAAAUUUGUAUGACUUUUGAGCUAAGACUACGCAAUUAGUGCUUAUUUCACUUGAAGUUGCGUCAUUUUUAAUUUUGUUUUAACGCAAGAAAUGGAUAGUUACGUCCUACUGAAAGUCCAAGAUCUUGUAAAAAUGGUUCUAAGUAUACAGAAUGCUAGUACAUGGGUAAUGUACAUGUACCAUACAGCAUUUAUAGUGGGUUGAGAAAGUCCUAUUGGGACAUAAAUUGUGGCAUAUUUAUGGGUCCACCCCUCUUCCCCCCCCCCCCC